Messenger RNA from Xenopus laevis (African clawed frog), 3681 nucleotides. RefSeq names its product zinc finger protein 839 L homeolog (gene znf839.L). The record is from RefSeq and is a predicted model, not a curated record. The transcript is spliced from 8 exons. The coding region runs from base 145 to 2574 and encodes 809 amino acids. NCBI's taxonomy places the organism in Eukaryota, Metazoa, Chordata, Amphibia, Anura, Pipidae.
AGUACCACCAGUGACGCAAAACGCUCAGCGCGAAAUGUUCCUGUUCCGCCACCGUACAUCCCGUCGCCGUGACCUUCUUUCUAUUUCCGCUUUCCCGCCAGCGAGUUUUCAGCGAGGGAUAUUCGCUGGGUUAGUUUUGGAAGCAUGGAAAGUAUGGCGGAUCAGCAGCACUACUCUAUUGCGACGGAGUUAGCGCCUGGUCCUGAGGAAGAGUGUGGAUACUUGCAUGUUCAGCUGGGCAGUGAAGUCGUAGCAGAGAAAUCCCUUACUCAGUGCUUCACAGAUGAAGUUGUUGGCGAUAUGACGCAGGCGGCAGAGGUGUACUACUUGCAACCCGACGGGAGUCUGCUACAAGGAAGUGAGAUAGUCAAGGACGCUGCGCUAGUCCGCUCUUCUCUUAACAUCACUAAGGGGAGCCCCACGAUAAAAGACGCGGCUCGCCAGCUUCAGACUGCAGCCCAGCAUGUUGCUCUUGGGGAACUCAACCAAAGCUCUCUGCCACGCCAGUUGCUGAAAUCAAUUCAACUUGAAAUGCCAAGUGUUCAACAACUGAAGACCGCAGACCAAGCUGUUGAUCAGGAAACACAGAUUCAAGUGAAUUUGCACUCACAGAACUCAAAUUUGCGAGUGUUUCAACUAAAGACAAGGGCUGAACAUGGAGAAAUAAAACAUGGGUUAGAUUCUGCUAUCCAAAUUCUUGUUCAGCAGCCGCACUUCUCAGAAACUCUUAAAGCUAAGGACACUAAUAAGGACACUAAUAAGAAAACCGUAAAUCCUGUGACCUUACUGAAAAGCCAGAAUUAUUCUGUUUCAGUAGCAAAGAAUAUGAGUAAAAAAAAGGUGUCUUGCAAUCCCGAGAAGCUACAGAAGAAAGACAAGUGCAAAAAGUCAAAAAUAAAAACCCGUUCUGGUCGCAUUUCACGACCUCCUAUGCACAAAGCAAAAGAUUACAAGUUUAUUAAGACUGGGACUUUGGCACACAGCAGUCCUUCAGAUUCUGAUGAUUAUUCAGAACUUAGUGGAGAAGAUGAAGACCGUAAAACAGAGCAUGUAUCUUUUGCCUCCCAGAGUUUUACAGUAAAACAUACAUUGUUUCAGUGUGAAACAUGUGAAAAGUCUUACAUGGGAAAAGGAGGAUUAUUACGGCACUACAGACUUUAUCCUUUUCAUGGGCAGAUGCAGUCCUCAGAAAUAAAUGUUUCCAUGCCACCUGGGAAUGAAGCUGAGAAGAGAUUGUUUGACACUCAGAAGUCAAAACCAAGUCAUUUAUCAAAGGGACCAGUAAGCCGAGGGCGACCGCGAAGAACAGGAAGAUGUGCAGCACGACUUGGACGCCCAAAAAAAUCCCUAAAUAGUAUAUCUUCAUAUUCUGAUAUACAGUUAAAAACAGCUAAAUUUAAAGAGUUUCUCCAGCAGUAUGAAGAAGGAGAUUUAAAGGAACUGGUUCUACCAUGUCUCACAAAAUUUGUCAGUGUAUAUGAUUUUUUGCUCUCAAAGGUUGAAGAUGAUCAACCAGGCAAGUCCUCUUUCCCAUUCAUCUAUAAAGAAUUUGAGCAAUUGCACUCCAUGGUUAAACUCCUAGCUCAGGAGUAUGUCGCUAACACUCUUGAGAGUGCUGAAGUACCCCUUGAAAUCAAAGAUUAUAAGGUGGCUGAAUCAUUAGGUAUUAAAGGAGACAUAACUGGAAAAUAUCCUUCCACUGAUUUAACAUCUGAAAGUAAGACUCGUUCUGAAACUAAACAAAAACACAAGCCAGAGUGCUCAGAUGAAGAGAUGCUCCCCCCAGCGAAGAUUCCAAGAAUGGAAGGAAAUGUCAAUGAAUCCAUGAAUGAAGGUGGAAUUGGCGAAAAGUUUUCCAGUAUAACUGAUGCAAAUGGUAAGUGCUGCCACCCUGAUUCUACAGCCAUGCCUUCAUCUGAUUACUGGAUUAAAGCAGUCUCACCAGAUACUUCAGAGUCCAGCCUUAAAUCUCAGGUAAACUGCAGUUUGCAGGAAAUCGUAAAAGAUGCUGUGGGCACACAUAUUAAUGAUUUUGAAGAUCCUGUUUCAUCUAAGGAUAGUGGAAACAGUCUUAUAGACCCUGGACUGUCUGAAUGCUUCCUCUCAAAUGUAACCCACACAUCAAUUUUGGAUCUGGCAGUCUGUGAGCAGGAUAAAUCUGGGCUUUUAUUUCAUGGCGAAGUGCAUACUGACCCUGUGAACAAUCCAGUGACUACUGAGGCAAUAACAAGUGAAGAAACAGUUUGCUUAAAUGAAUCUGAAACUGAAAUGCUCGAGGCCUUCCAAGAUGAACAUGCAGCUCAACUUUUGCAGACAAAUAUUAUAAACAUUCAAGCCUCUUGUAUAGAUGGAAAAUGUACUGUAGAACAUGACAAUGCUGACCAGAGUGGUAUGAGUUUAACCUGUGGUGCAGAUGCGAUUGUCUUGCCUGAGCAGACCAUUCCACCUAAUACAGAAGGAGUUGACCUAUCUAAUUACGAAUAUCAGGCAGAGAGCAUCAUACUAACAAAUACAGGUACAACCACCAUGCACAUCGAACCCAUUGAUACAAUGUUACAGAUGGAGACAAACUGAUUUUUCUGGUUUUUAUAUAAAUGUAAGCUAUGGGAAUUCCUAUAGAUUUACACUGGAAAUGUAUAAUUUAUUUGUAAAAUGCCUAUAUCAGAGUUUUUUGUUUUUUUUUUUGUUUAUACAAAGUUUAAUCUUUCUAAAUAACAAUUUGCACUAAAUGAUGUUGUUAAACUUAAAGGUUGGCUUCGAUUUUUGCAGCCCCUUAGACUCAUACAGCAGGCUGAAAGGCAUAACUAUCCAUCCGGUGUUUUGUUUGGAGCCAUUUAAGCCUGCAGUGCAGUGUGAACAUGCUCUGUUCAAGCCAGCCCCUCUCCCUGCAUUUUAGGUCACUGCAUUUCUAUUGUGUUAAAUACCCUGUUGCUACUUUAUCUUUGUAAGCAAAGCCCAGGAUUAAUUUGCUUCCUGGGUGCAACACAUGACAUGAAGUAGUAAUUUGCUCACAUUAGACAAGCUGAGAGUGUGGUCCAUUAUACUGCAUUUAUGUUGUACAUAUAUCCCAUCCAGUCUCAAUCACAUCAGUCUGCAUUUAUUUCACUUGGUAAAACCCAUUCACACACACAAUGGACUGAACCCAUGCCCCGAUAACUUGCAGUUCUGUAAGUUUUUACAUUGUUCAUGUAAAUAUUCAAAGAAAUUCACAAAUUUGAAGAAGCUUUAGUCUGGAUUUUAAAACUGUUCCAAAGGACUAACCAGUUAAUGACCUUAGUGUUCUUUAGCCUCUCGACAUUCUGUUAAUAUGUAUACUUCUGAAAGCACAAGUACUUAAGAACAACACUUUUUACACUGGCAGUUUUUUGGAAAUUGUACCCUUACAAUAAAGUGCAAACACACCUGCUGUCCUAUGGAAUGAAAAUUGGUUUGGAGUUCUAUGUGUAUACAGGCCAUUGGCAAGACACGCUAGUUGCAGAACAUGUUUUGUGGAAAGCUUUUUGAUUCGUUUUAGUAGAAUGAAUAUUGUAUCUGUCUAAAUAUAUUCAAAUUUCAAGCUACCUUCUGUAUCACAAACAAGUUGAGCAGCCACUGUCUACAUUUUAUUCUGCUACUUACACGCUUUCCUACUCCUCUGUUCCAUUCUGCAAAAUGUUAUUCAAUAUUAAAUGUUUUUCAGUU